GGCACCCCGUCACGGCCAUAGAGCCGAGCCUCCGGGCGCGCAGAGCGGCCACCCGGGCGUUCAGAGCCGGCGGCCGUGGCCAUAGAUAGGCGGAAGAGUGGGUAGAGCGUCCCGCUGGGUAGCACUAUGGCCUCCCGCGGGGGUCCCCGCGCCACCGGCACCGACGGCAGCGACUUCCAACACCGGGAGCGCGUGGCCUCGCACUACCAGAUGAGUGUGGCCCUCAAGUCGGAGAUCAAGAAGCUGAUCUACACGCAUGUGGGCAUCUGGCUGCUGCUGCUGGCCCAGAUGUGCGUGGGGCACCUCAAGCUGCUGCCCCACGACCAGGUGGCCAUGCCCUACCAGUGGGAGUACCCCUACCUGCUCAGCAUCCUGCCCUCCCUCCUGGGCCUCCUCUCCUUCCCCCGCAACAACAUCAGCUACCUGGUGCUCUCCAUGAUCAGCACCGGCCUCUUCUCUGUGGCUCCCCUCAUUUAUGGGGCCAUGGAGAUGUUCCCCAUGGCGCAGCAGCUCUAUCGUCACGGCAAAGCUUACCGCUUCAUCUUUGGUUUCUCUGCUGUCUCUGUCAUGUACCUGGUGGUGGUGGUUGCCGCCCAGGUGCACGGCUGGCAGCUCUACUACAGCAAGAAGCUGCUGGACUCCUGGUUCACCAGCACGCAAGAGAAGAAGAAGAAAUGAGCGGGGACGGGUGGGGUCUGCGAGGGCUGGAGCUCCGUAGCCGGGCCCCGUGGGGCGGCGCUGGCGCAGCUCCGGUGGGUGGGUGGGUGGGGGUCCACGGGGACCAACCUGUGUGUCUGAGCCACGCCAUGGCUCUGGG
Molecule: messenger RNA, 817 nt
Organism: Harpia harpyja (harpy eagle)
Lineage: Eukaryota; Metazoa; Chordata; Aves; Accipitriformes; Accipitridae
Gene: JAGN1
Product: jagunal homolog 1
Exons: 3
Coding region: 127-678 (183 amino acids)
Biological process (GO): granulocyte colony-stimulating factor signaling pathway; vesicle-mediated transport; endoplasmic reticulum organization
Cellular component (GO): endoplasmic reticulum membrane
Source: RefSeq, a predicted model, not a curated record